AUGGUAUUCUUAUUACUGAAAGUUGUGACGAUUUUUGGCUUCUUUGCUAGCCCAGCACUUGCGCAUGGAAUCGUGACGGGCAUCGUGGCAAAUGGUAUUUAUACUCAGGGAUGGUCACUUGAUUUCUACUAUGACAUUGUUAAUAAAGUGGCCUAUCCGACGACGCCUGGGUGGUAUGAGGAUGCGUUGGAUUCAGGGUUUAUUCCGCCGUCUGAGUACCAAGAUCCGAAUAUUAUCUGCCACAAGGACGGCAGGAACGCCAAUACCACCGCAACGGUAGCUGCAGGCUCAACAGUCGAGUUCCAAUGGACACAGCCGUGGGCGCACAACAUCGGACCCAUGUUGACCUAUGUUGCGAACUGCAAUGGGGAUUGCGAGACUGUUGAUAAAACGACCCUCGAGUUCGUCAAGAUUGACGAGUCGGGCAUCGAUUUCACCACCCAGGAAUGGGCUUCCGGCGUUAUGAUUGCUAAUAACGGGUCUUGGACAAGCACCGUGCCUAAGUCUCUUGCUCCGGGGCAUUAUGUCUUCCGCCACGAGACCAUAGCCUGCCAUGGCGCCUCCACACUAGGUGGUGCGCAGAACUACCCCUUUUGUCUCAAUAUCGACGUCACGGGUUUUGGGACGGCGAAUCCGGAGGGGACGUUGGGUGUGGAUCUUUAUAAUGAGAAUGAUCCGGGGAUUUAUUUUAAUCCGUAUGUUACGUUAACGAAUUAUACUAUUCCUGGGCCUGUGCUGUGGACGGGGUAG
Molecule: messenger RNA, 750 nt
Organism: Lachnellula hyalina
Lineage: Eukaryota; Fungi; Ascomycota; Leotiomycetes; Helotiales; Lachnaceae
Gene: cel61b
Product: Endoglucanase-7
Exons: 4
Coding region: 1-750 (249 amino acids)
Source: RefSeq, a predicted model, not a curated record